AAUAGCAGCCCAAAUGAAAGCUCUGACCCUUUUUUGGAGUGGGAUGUGGAAUCCUGUCGCCCUUCCCCACGCCACCAUCUUCAUGUUUCUCUUUUCUUUUCCUUUCUUUCACUCAAAUUUUCCCGGAAAAUUCUAAUGAUUCUUCUUCAAAAUACCCAUUUCCCGGAAAAUUUUAUUUGUUUUCUGAAUUUUUUUCGUGUAAUUUCCUCUGAUGAAGGUUGGUUCUGCGGCUCAGAUUUGUUUUGUUCUUCUUUUGUUGAAUCUGGAUCGUGCGAUUUGCAGAACCGAUAUCGUUCCUGGUCACGAGGUUACUCUGGCAGUGCCGGCGGAGUACGGCGAAGGGUUCAUCGGAAGGGCAUUUUUAAUUGAAACGGAGCAUUUACCACCGCCCAAUUUCCGAGCAGCUUUAACCGUCGAAGCUACGCAGGGUAACUUUUCUUGUUCGUUGCAGGUUUUUCUCGGAGAAGUUAAGGUUUGGAGCUCCGGUCACUUCUCCCGGUUUUUCACGGCGGAGAAAUGCGUCCUUGAACUCACUGACGACGGCGACUUGAGACUCAAAGGACCAACCGGACACGUCGGGUGGCGGACGGGGACUGCCGGACAAGGUGUGGAGAAACUGAGAAUUUUGAGGAGUGGGAAUUUGGCAUUGGUGGAUGCAUUGGACGGCGUUAAAUGGCAAAGCUUCAAUUUCCCAACGGACGUUCUUCUUUUAGGGCAGAGUUUAAACGUCGCUACCCAUUUAACGUCCUUCCCACCAAAUUCAACCUCUUUUUACUCAUUCGAAAUCCAAGCUCAAAAACUUGCUCUGUUUCUCAACUCAGCCAAAUCCAAAUAUUCUUAUUGGGAAUUCAAGCCUCCCAAGAACAUGAACCUCUCAUUCAUAACGCUCAAUACCGACGGCUUGGAUAUCUUCAACGAUGAAGCCAUGAAAAUUGCAGCAAUCCCAUCAGGAACGGCUCAGCCAUUGAGAUUUGUAGCGUUAGGGAACAAAAGUGGCAAUCUUGGGCUUUAUUAUUACUCCACACAAAAGGGUAUUUUCGAAGCUUCAAAUCGAGCUUUAAAAACCACUUGUGAUCUUCCACUUGCUUGUAAACCAUACGGGAUUUGUACGUUUUCCAAUUCCUGUUCUUGCAUUACAUUUCAAGUGGAGAAUGAAGGGGAUGAUAAUUCCAAGUGUAGCGACGAAAUUAGUGGGAAAUUUUGUGGGGGAAUUGAAGGGGAGAUGGUUGAAUUAGAGGGAAUUAGUAGUAUUUUACGUGAUGCUCCUAAUAGAGUGAAUUUAAGUAAACGGGAAUGUGGGAAUUGGUGCUUGGAGGAUUGUAAAUGUGCGGCGGCUUUGCAUUAUUCCGGCGGUGGCGAUGGCGGCGUUGGCGGCGGAGAGGAGUGCUAUUUGUAUAGAGUGGUGAUGGGGGUUAAGGAGAUUGAGAAGGGGAUGGGGUUCAGCUAUAUGGUUAAGGUUCCAAAAGGGACGGCGUUGGAGCGGCGGAAGUCGGGGUUGAAGAAAUGGGUUCUUGCGGCGGUGGGCGUGGUUGAUGGGUUGGUUAUUGUCGCUGUUUGUGGAGGCCUUGGCUAUUACUUCAUCAAGCGCAGGAGGAAGAAUUUGAUACUCGGAGAUACCAAUAAUUCUUGAAUUGGAGGGUUCCAUUUGUUCAUUUUCUCUCGAUUUUUUUUUUUU
Messenger RNA from Cucurbita moschata (crookneck pumpkin), 1675 nucleotides. RefSeq names its product EP1-like glycoprotein 4. The transcript is spliced from 2 exons. The coding region runs from base 212 to 1630 and encodes 472 amino acids. The record is from RefSeq and is a predicted model, not a curated record. Lineage: Eukaryota; Viridiplantae; Streptophyta; Magnoliopsida; Cucurbitales; Cucurbitaceae.